Solea solea (common sole) is the source of this 3197-nucleotide messenger RNA. RefSeq names its product adhesion G protein-coupled receptor F3b (gene adgrf3b). Gene Ontology annotation, molecular function: G protein-coupled receptor activity. Gene Ontology annotation, cellular component: membrane. The record is from RefSeq and is a predicted model, not a curated record. Lineage: Eukaryota; Metazoa; Chordata; Actinopteri; Pleuronectiformes; Soleidae. Gene Ontology annotation, biological process: G protein-coupled receptor signaling pathway; cell surface receptor signaling pathway. The transcript has 14 exons. Bases 80 to 2971 code for a protein of 963 amino acids.
UGCAUCAGCAUCUGCAUCUGUAUACUAUAUCGGCGAACUACUGGUGGUGUCUAAUGUCUCACUGAACGCCAGCAUUGUCAUGUCAGUUUUGACAUCCGACAUCCAAGUGAGCAGUACUACGUUGAAGCUCCAGGAAAGCAAACUGGUAUCAGAAUGCUAUGGCUUUGGAGAUGAAUACACGUGCUCCUGUUCUGACAGUUACAUGUGGGCCAAUGAUAUUUGCUACACUUACGGCUGUUGCAAUGGAACUGCUUGCAACAUUACAGGACCCACGAAUAUUUCACUCUGCACUGCCAAAGUCAAAGUUCUCAUCAAUGGAUCAAUUAAAACGGAUUUUCCCUUGAGUAGUGCUCAAGAAUCUAUGGUGAGAAUUGCCUUCGGACAUCUAAGUGGCAAUGAGGACGUGAACUUUACCACUACCAGCGCACCAACUGCUAAGUUUGAGACAGCCCUCAGUGUCAAAGCCCCGGUCUCUAAAUUUAAAGAAAUAAUAACUUCCCUGCAGCACAAACUGGGGACAACUAGGGUUCUUGCUCUCAAAGUUGAAGGACUUGUCAACAUAGAAUCCCCAUCAUCUACAGUGUUCUACAAAACCAGCGUACAUUUUAAUUGUACAUUUGACACGGACACAGCGCCAGAGAAAAAGGUCUGGCGCUUCUAUAAAAACACCGCCGCCGCUAUUCUCAACACCGGAAGUGUGGUGACAUUGAACCACAACUGUGAAACACAGGGAAACCAGUUUUGUACUUCAGUUAACCUUAAAGAGGUGACAGGUCCCUGGAUAGGCACAUAUGAGUGCGCUUUCGUGAUCGGACCAGUCAUGUACACAGCCAAGGCACAAUUGAAUGUUGCACUCUUGCCUGAUGAGAUCACAAUGAAGAUAAAUCCUUUGAUAGUCAACUGUUUCGAAAGCUCUAAUGUUAGCAUCAAGGCAACCAUCGCAAACACCACAGAGACUUAUAAUGUUACGUGGCACUCUUCAGAUUCAAAGCUGACUGACCUAAAGAACACAACUUCUUCUGGGAACAUUGACUAUUCUGCCAUGGCUCACAUCAAGUGCGAUCAACCAACUAAAGACAAAUAUGUCAGGAUCACCUUCAAAAACAAAGUGAAUCGAGAAAAAAGUGAACAAUACACUAUCCCCGUCAUUUAUGAGAAUACCAUGUUUUGCAGCGACGACAACUCAGAUGGAAUUUGGCCAAAAACCCCAGAUGGAACUACGGUGACUAUUCAGACUUGUGAAAAUAAUACAGUCGGUCAUAAGACUCGCACUUGUAAGGGCAGGGAAUGGCUGCCAGUUUUCAACUCCUGUGUGGACAAAAAGUUGUCCGAGGUUGUCUCAGAAGCAGAGUUCUUCGAAAAAGGAAUGGGGGCUUCACAGGAUGUGGCCAAAAAUGUGUUUGAAGGACUAAAAAACUUCUCUAAUUCUGAAACCACUGAAUCUACAGCUAAUGUUAUUGGCGUCAUCAAAGUUCUAGAUGUGAUGGCCACUGCUUCAAAAACCUUUGCAAUGACGGAGGAAAUCCUGCCUAACUUUGUUGAAUCAGCAAGCAACAUACUGGACAAAAACUGGCAAGGUGUCAAUGAUUCUUAUAUUCAUAAUAUGUCAUCAAAAUAUCUCAAGUCUGUGGAGGGUCUGGUGAAGAAUAUCAAAGUGAAAAACGCCAGCAAUGUCAUCACACCAAACAUAAAUUUUGAAGUGUGCUUGGGUAGUGACUGUAAUCUGGCAGUGUUUGGCAUCAACGUGACCCUGCACAAUGGCACCAAAGUCAUGAAAACUGUUGGCUUGAAAAAUCUAAUUCACAAAUUACCAAAUAACUACCAGAAUUCAGAACAACUCAGUGACAAAAUAAUCGUAGUCACGCAAGAAGAAGAGAGUACAUCGCCUUUCAAAAUUACGUUGGAUUUCCCCAACAAACCGCCAGGACGCAGGAAACCAUUGUGCGUCUACUGGGACACUGAAAAAGAGGAUUGGUCAGAGGAAGGAUGCACUGUUAAAUCUAGUGAUAAUGGCAGCACACUCUGUGAAUGCAACCACCUCACUGCAUUCUCCAUCCUCAUGGGCAAAGGUAAUACACCUGACUCCAACCUAGACAUCAUUACCUACACGGGCCUUGCUGUUUCCAUCUGCUCCUUGAUCAUCUUCCUCAUCAUAGAGUAUCUCGUGUGGUCUGCUCUGAUCAAGAGUAAUCUUUCACAUUUCCGUCACACGGCAAUGGUGAACAUUGCCUCGUUCCGUUUGCUUGCUGACUGCAGUUUUUUGGCCUCCAGCAAUCCAAAAAUUCUCACAGAUGAAUGGUGCCUUAUUUUGACCAUAUGCAAGCACGUGUUUUACUUGGCCAUGUUCAGCUGGAUGCUGUGCUUGAGUGUGAUGCUUGUCCACCAGAUCAUCUUUGUCUUCAGUCCACUAAGGAAAAGAGUCUUCAUGUUCUUCUCCAGCAUCGUAGGCUAUGUUUGCCCAAUUCUCAUCGUGGGAACCAGCUAUUUGUUUUGCAAAUACACCAAAACAAAAUACUAUGAUAAAGAUACAUGCUGGCUAGUACAUGAAGAGACUUUGCAGGGAUCCAUGUUUGCUUUCCUCCUGCCUGUUGGAACUAUUACUCUUACAAAUCUGUUUUCCAUGGUGGUUGUCAUUCUCACUCUGAUGAAGACCGCGGUGCCGGGUGGCAGCCAGAAACAGGACAAGGAGACAGCAAAAAGCAUCUUCAAAGUGGUGCUCUAUCUAACACCUGUUUUUGGAAUAACAUGGGCUUUCGGCUUCCUUCUGCGAGUAUUAAAUGAGGACCAUCCUGCGUAUCGGUUUGUGAAUUACACUUUCACCAUCCUCAAUACCUUCCAGGGCCUGUUCAUUUUGAUAACUGGAUGUUUCACGGAGCCAAAGGUUAGAGAGGAACUGAUUACUCUCAUAACGGGCAAAAAAAAGGUUCACAGUCAGAAUCUGACUUCACACUCAUGCACAAAAACCAAAUGAAGGCAAGAGGUCAGUAUGAUAUGAAUAGCAUCAUCAUCAUUGGUGACAUACUGUACUGUGUGUUGAUUCUGAAACACUUGAGCCUUUUCUUCAGAAAGGAACCUUUGCUGUAGAAGAGUUUAGGUGGAGGAGAGUUUGAACUGAACUGAAUUUAAAAUGUUGGAUUUAUGUAUCCUUUACACUGGCAUGGCUAUUAAGUGUAAGGUUUUUCAAUAUCUUCUCUGCA